AUGGGAGCUGAUCAAUCACACCUUAUUUUCCAUACGGAAGUUCGAUGGCUCUCCCGCGGGAGAAUUCUAACAAGGCUUAAUCUAAAACUGCAAGGGAAAGAAACUGAUGUAUUCCGACACUGUGAGGAAGUAGAAGCAUUUAAGAAGUCAAUAAUGCUGUGGCAAGCAAGGCUUGCUGUUGAUCAACCUCUUCACUAUAUGUUCCCAAUACUUUUGCAGCAUAUUGAACAACAUAAUAACACCAGUGAAGAAACCAUGAAGAAAUUGAAAUGUGAUAUACAGCUGCACCUCCAUUCUUUGUCAAGCAGUUUUGAACAGUAUUUUCCUGAAGAAAACCUUAAGAAUAUAAGAGACAACCAUUGGGUGAAGGACCCUUUUGCAUUUGAAAAACCAGAAGUUGUUAUAGGGCUAAACCUUACACCUGAUGAAGAAAAUGAACUUCAUCUGACAAGUGAUACAUCAUUAAGAAUCAGGAUGCGGUCAUCACCUCUGUCAUCAUUCUGGAUAAGUGUUUCCAAGGAAUAUCCACAUCUAAGUAAGAAAAGUAUUUUACUUUUGAUCCCCUUUACAACUACAUACUUGUGUGAAGCUGGAUUCUCAACCUUGACAAAACUAAAAAGCAAUGAAAGAAAUCGACUCACUCCUACAGCCGACAUGCGUGUGGCGUUAUCCUCCUGCAAGCCAGACUGGAAUAAGAUAACGAAAGACAAGCAGGCACACCAGUCACACUGA
Penaeus monodon (black tiger shrimp) is the source of this 732-nucleotide messenger RNA. Its product is annotated as protein FAM200A-like. The coding region runs from base 1 to 732 and encodes 243 amino acids. NCBI's taxonomy places the organism in Eukaryota, Metazoa, Arthropoda, Malacostraca, Decapoda, Penaeidae. The record is from RefSeq and is a predicted model, not a curated record. The transcript has 2 exons. Gene Ontology annotation, molecular function: protein dimerization activity.